AUGUCGGACAAAGCCGAAGGCAGCGAUUCCAACCAAGGUUCACAAGACGAAGAGAGAGGUGACAGUUCAAAAGUUACUUCGUUAAAGGAUGCCACUCAUAAACUAAAAGCUGAAGCUCUACGGCGAUUGCAGCUUGAGGAUGCUGAUUACGAGAACGAGGGCGCGAAAAAUGAAGAAGCCCACCACCAGGAUCAAAACGACGAGAAUGCACAAGAGGGGAUUGAUAUGAGCGAUAAGCAAGGAAAUGGCCCUGAAAUACCUGAUAUUGCGAGCAAGGAAACUAAUUUAGCCGUUUCUGAUCAAAACGGUGGUGAUUCAAAUGUCGACGAAACUAGGGAAAGAGGAGGUUUUGAUGAGGAGUUGAAUUCAGCGAAAACUGAAGACAUUGCUGGGGAUUCUUCAACUGAAAACGUGCCCGUCCCCACAAGCGUACAAAAUUCUGAUGAUAUGAAUGCGAACAAAGGUGGCGACCCAAGCGGCGAGAUCAAGAAUCAAAGUAUAGAGGACCAAAAUGCCUCUGUAAUGCAAGACGGACACUCAAAGGAGAAUGUCACUGAUGCAGUUAGGAAGGAUUCAAGGCCUUCAAGCUCACAGGGGCAAGAGGGAACAUCGAUUGGGUCUAGACCUGGAUCAAGUGGGGCAAGACCGGGUUCAGGCUCCAAGGGGGCCGGUAAAGGGGAGGGAACUGAUCAGAAACUAAGCAGUAGACCUGGUUCAAGCGAUCGCAGCAGGUCUAGACCAGGAUCACGAUCUGGGUCUAAGGGCCCAAGUCAUGAAGUUCAUACAGGUAGUAGACCGGGAUCUGGUGCGCGUACCAGGUCUAGACCUCAGUCAGGAAGUAAGAGAGAGGCUGCAGGCGGCGAAGUGGGAGUUGUCAAACAAGAUGUAUCCUCUGGAGGAGUUGCUGGAGAAACAAACGUAGGGAAAGAUGGUACUUCAGUGGGUGACAAACCAUUUAAAAGUGAAGUCAGUCUUUCUCAAUCAGACACAAAUAAGGAGGCAAUUAAAGAAAAUGACUCGAUAAGUGAGCAGGCAUCUUCUUCAAGUAAUAUAAUUGAGGGUGGAUCUCAAACAACAGCUGCUAAUUCAGUUGAAGAAGGGAAGGAACCCCUUGGUGAUAUGUCAAAUUUAAAUGUAAAUGAUAAAUCUCCUGGCGACACAUUUGCACAAGUGUUAAGUGACGAGAAUAAAUUUGCGUCAGAGCAGAGAGAAGGAGAUGAUGAUAAAAUAAGUGAUGAAGUGUCACCCCCUAUGAAUGAAGGGUCAGACUCUACAGCUACUGUUGCUGAUUCUAAACAGGGAUCUGAUUCUCUCUCUGAUAAAAAACAGGAUCCUGGAGGCAUGGAAGCUGGUGAAGAUGCUGUAGAAGGCAAACAACCUGAGAGUACUGAGAUUGGUAAAGAAAAGUCAAGUAGUUCUGAACAAGCUGGCCAAGGUGAUCCAGAAUCUAGUGAGGCAAAAAUGUCUCACAAUCUUUGCAGGGAGAAGAUAGUCCAAAAGAUGAGAAUAUUCCUGAUGGAAAAGAAGGGACAGCUACAUCUGGUGGGAAAGAUGGAUCUAGUGCUGAUGCGGCUGCUACAGACCAAAAGACCUCGCAGUCUGUCGAGGCACAGGGAUCUGAUGAAGCCAGGGAUGCUGAAAAUAAUAAAGAAAAAGCAGAGACAGAAGCAGCUGAUGGAGGUGGUAAAAAAGAUGACCACAAAGAUGACGCGUCUGUUAAACAAAGGACAGAAGGGGGAAAGAGUGACACUGAGGCAGAUAAAACUGAGGGAAAGAAAGAAGAAGGUGGUGAAAAGAAAAAGACGAAGAAGAAAGUAAAGAAGGAGAGUACAGGACAGGAAGAGGAGGUUGAGGAUGAAGAAGAUAACACAGCUGAGGAAACAGAGAAAGCUGUGGAGGAACCAAACCAAACAAAACCAACACAAAGUGCACCAGGUAAGGAAUUUAUGGUACUCAGUUAAGAUAAAGUAUAAAAAUAUCAAGAGUAAUUUGGUGGAAACAGCCAAGUCAAGGCUGUGCUCUAAGGAAAAUUGAAGGGACCCCAGAGCUCUGAAACAGUAAAAUUUAGGGUGCCCAACAUACGAUCUGUAUGAAGAUAGUAAGAUUUUCUAGUCACCCAAGAACAAAAGUUAGGCACCAGGGGCCACCAGGCUCUGCUAGAGCACAGCCCUGCAAGUAAUUAACAUAAAAUAAUUUUUUUGGUGGUCACAUUAAUUGACAACCGACUGUGCACCAUAUUAAUGUCCAGUCAAAGUAGAAUUGUCUACUGGAUUUCUGUGGAUGGCCACCAACAUUUAUAAGAAAUUCAAGGGCAAUUCAAGGGGGCUUAGUUAGUCGAAGGUCAGUACCCUCACCAUUUCCACACUUUUGCUUCCUGUUAGCCUAGGUUGCAGACAUAUCUAAUCCUUGUUAGUAAUGUCUGCCAAGCAGUGCUGAGAUCCUUGUUCUUGCCCCCCCAGAGGACUCAACGAAUUACCAGAAGUGUGUUUCGAAUUUCUCUUUAACUUGAUUGGAAAUUCGACAAUGGCUUUUUACGAGGCCAAUCAUGGCACAUCCUCAAGUCCUAAUACAUAGGAGGGGGCCCAGAACUAGGGUUUUGAUGCUUGAUCACAGAUGUCUAGACUUUAAGUUUCCUCUGUGGCACAGGCUUGCUCCCUGUUUGGUGUCACAUCAAAAUAAUGUUGUGUUGACUCUAGUAAUCAGGUGCAUACACUCAAGCUUACUCUUAUCAGGGGUGGAUCCACAGGAGAAGCCCAGCCCAAAGGGCUGAAAAAAUAUUUUUGGGAAACCAGGUUCCCCCCCCCCUUAUCUCAGGGUCUGGAUGACUGUUCCCCCCCUUAUCUGAAGGUCUGGAUCUGCCACUGCUUAUGUUAUGAUAACAUUAAUGUGUUUAAUCUCUUCUAAGACUCCCUCAAGAAAGGUUCUUUAAUCCUCUGCGAUGAUGUAAGGGUCUCCAUGUCUGCUUUUUGAUGGGCGGGGUGGGUGGGGCAGGGUUGGGGUCUCAAAAUGUUUGUAAAGAGAAAAUGCUAGUACGGAGAGUUAAUGUCCAUUGAUUAAUGUUGUGUAUUUAUAUCGGGGUGUCUGUGGAAAUACAACUGUAACAUAUGUAAUUCACCCUUUAUUAGGUGAAGGAGGAGAGGAAGAAGAGGCAGAAAGAAUUCUUCCAGAUGAUUUCUAUUAUGAUUUUGAUGGUUUGGUUUCAACAGCAUUUUCAACAGAAGGCAUCCCUUUACAGCUAUUGUCAUUUCAGUAUCCUUUAUGUGACUUUUCCCCCUAUUACUAUCCAUUCCUGUUACCUGCUAAUAUGUUAUUUUGUAUGAAUUUUUUCUUACCAUUUCAAAGUCAUAAAACAACCGUAAGUAAAGCUCUCUUUCAUACAGUUAUGCUUUGAAAAUUUUGUUUAAUAGACUGUCACCUUAAUUUUUGAGAAGGAAUUUUUAAUACUGGUUUUCUAGCUCAACCCAUCUAAGCUCUUUUACAGUUAAUAAGGAUCAUUGAGUUAGUGUGUGCACCUUGACUCUUUCCCCUCCACUAGCCACUCUUUUGGUUAUGAGUGUACAAAGAGGUCAAACCUUCAUGUCUUGGAUGAGAAUUGUGUUUUGUUCUCGGCUGGAAACACAGUAGAAAUUCUCAAUCUCAAGACUCAGGAACAAACUCACAUUCGCACAACAGGUGGUGGAGGGAUUGGAGCUGUUGCUGUAAGGGCUUAAUUUUUAACUCUUAACCGUUAUUACUGGUUCAAGGACCUGUUAUACAAGGCAAUUUUUCUCAAACUCAACUGCUUUCAAUAUUGUGUUGUACUGUUGUGAGAUAUUUGAACCUUUUCUCUCGCUCGAAAAACUAUACCCCAUUUGAGGAAAUUUCUUGGCAGCACAUUACCAGUACAGGUAUUUGUGAUAGUUUCCCCUGAAGCAUAGGGUAUAAAGGAAUACCUGAAAAAAUUUUAAAGAUAAACAAAAACACAAUGAAAAACAAAGCAAACAUUAAUAAUUCUUAAAUGUAACGUCUACAAUUUGAGAUAUUGUUAUACUAUGCAAUUAAUUGUUUUGUGACUUGUGUCUUAACCAAAUUGCAAGGAAAGUUACUACAAAAAGUACCUAGCAAUGGGUCAUUAAGACAGCUGCAGAAGUUGUAACAACUUAUAAGCUGUUAUUUUAAUGUUUUGAAGUUUUCUGUGGCAUAAUCAUUUGGCAGUGCAUUUGUCUCCCAUAUGCAUAUUGAGCAUUUUUCUGGAAUUUUUGACAGGUUCAUCCAAGCAGCAAAUAUUUUGCAGUGGCAGAAAAAGGCAUAAAACCAAACGUCAACAUAUUUGAGUAUCCAUCACUUAAGCUUCACCGCAUCCUUCGUGAUGGGACUGAAGAAGCUUAUGCUCAUCUUGACUUUUCACCAAAGGGUGACAAGCUUGCGUCUGUUGGUAGUGCACCAGAUUACAUGCUAACAGUGUGGGACUGGAAGAAUGAGCAGGUCAUCCUGCGGUCCAAAGCCUUCUCACAGGAUGUUUAUAAAGUGGCGUUUUCCCCUGAAGAUGAGGGCCAUUUGUGUACUAGUGGUUCUGGCCAUAUUAGGUGUGUAGCUUCCCCCUUCCCUUCAUUGCAGAGGGGUACUUUUAUAUGUGCUCAUGUGCUGCUCUGCAGGAUAACAAUUAAAGGUUUUCAAGCAGUUUAGUCUGCAAAAGGGUGUGGGUUUGGCCUAUAAUACGCUAUCCACCCCCCAUGGUAUUCAUCCCUCCAAACUUAUAUGCUGCCACAGUCUCUUAAGCUCCAUCUUUGGCUUUUUGAUGUAACAUGACCGGGAACUGCUAACAGUCUAAUCUCCGUGUUUCCUGUUCCAGCAAUUAGUCCACACCCCUCGGAGAGGCUAGCCUUCAUUAAGUUUAGCUAAUUUAUGCAGCAUCAAGCAACUGGAAGCAACAUGCUACCUUCCACUGGUCAAACUACUCUUAGAAGGAUAAUUAUGUCUUUUUUUGUUUUCCCUUGUUUUAUGCCUUUUUUUAAAAUUGGACAAGGGAAAAAAUAAGUAAAGCAAAACUGACGGGAAAUCAUUUUUUACCCUUCAGCAAAUGUGUAAAUUCUAAUUUAUUGAUGUCAUAUACAUGGAGAGGCAAUAUAGGGCAAGUGAAUUGUCUAAGGAAGCAUUACUGUGAAUAUUUGUCCAAGCUGCUGAAAAGAGGUUUUGAUAUAAAUUUUUUCUCGUCAGAUUCUGGACAAUGGCAAACACCUUCACUGGGCUGAAGUUACAAGGACAGAUUGGAAAGUUUGGUGCAAAGGAGCUGUCUGAUAUAGAAGGUUGGUGUCUUUUAUACCAAUUCUUUUACAGGGUAGAGUUUUUUUGGGGGGGGGGAGGGAGGUGGGUAGGGAAUGGAGACAUAAAGGAUUAAAGCGUGAAAAGUGUCUAUGGAAGGUAAAAACAUAAGAUUAAUAGCUCUGUACAGCCCACUUAGUGGAAAGAAGGCAGGAACCUACAUUUUCAUUUUAUGGACACUUUUAUUACUAUUUUGUAAUGACCCACAUGGGGGUUGGGGAAUAUUUUGGGGGGCUAUAUUUUAAACCCUCUAAAAAGGGUGUUGAUUUUUUUGUAAGCCCAGUCGGGUUGGGUGAGGUGUCACAUACUCAGGUGAGAUGUACAAAGCUUUUAUCUUAAGCUCCCACACACUGUUGGGCCAGAAUAUCACAUUCUUUCUUAUAUUAACAUUGUCACCAAAAUAGGCCUAUUUCUUGACCAAUUCAGUGCAUGCUUUCUCUCAUCAGCGUGUCCCCAUGGGCAAGCAGUGAAUAUUUUGUACGUAUAUAUUCUUUACUUUUGUUAUGUCAUAAUGUAUGAUAUUUGUAACAUGCAGGCUUUGUUGAACUUCCUGAUGGUAAAGUACUCUCUGGUUCAGAAUGGGGUAACAUGCUGCUCUGGGAUGGUGGUUUAAUUAAGGUGGAAAUUUCUAAGAAAGGCAGAAAGCCUUGUCACGUUGGCAUGAUAGAACAGUUCUUCAUGGAUGAGGGAGAACUCAUGACAAUUGGUGCUGAUGGUUUUGUGAAAGUUUGGGACUUUGAGAGUAUUGACAACGCAGAUACUACUGAGGAGGGACAGCUUUUUGAAAUGGAUCCAAUGUAUGAGCUAAAGGUGAGGAUUCACAUCCUGGAACCCUUUGAGCCUGGGAGUUUACUUGACCAAUACUUGGGUAUAGGUCAGCCGCUGAGGGUUUGAAACCCUGACCCUGUUUUUGGACAAAAAAAUUCUAAAAUACGUAGCCUGAGUGUGUAGGACAGCACCCUCAAUUUUAUUACCCUGUUUAGGACAAAGGACAGAAUUGACACCAUCUUGGUUUAAAGCCGUCAAAUUCACAUUGUACUCAUUGCUUUAAUUUGUAUACUUGAAGUACAAACAAAUUUCAUCAAGCAAAUCAAAUCAAUUGUGCAGGCAACAUCCUUUUCAUAAUCAGGACAGACUUGUACAAAAUUAUAUUCCCUGUUUGAGGCAGACGCACGUAAAAUUAUUUACCCUGUUUAGGACAGAGAGGACAAAAACCAUACUGUCCAGUGACACAUCCCCGUAUAGGCCAUAUAAGGUAGUACAUUCGCUGAGUCUGGGAGUCCUAUUUUCAUGUUUGUUGUGAUGCAUGCAAUGUUACACACAAGGUACAUUGCAAGCCAGUCAAUCAAUCAAAUCUAUGCCAUGACAAACUGCGGUAAAAUAGCGAGAAUGUUUGAUUUUAUGCAGGUUGGAACGGAUGUGAAGCUCAUGUCAAUGGUAAAAGCUGUUAACACUGAAGCUCCCAUCUGGUAUGCUCAGGUAUGUAUCGGAUCAUCUUAUUAACAUACAUGUAAAAUGUAUGAGUCAUGAAGUCCUCCAUGCAUUUUGGAAAUAAAUCUGCCCAUGUCACAUUGUUUAAAUUUGUUUCAGGAUGCGGCUGGUGGUAUUUGGAAAUUGGAUCUGUCAUUUACACACACUGUAAGUAGUAAAGAUCAUCUUUCUUAUUACUACAAGCAGUACUACAUAUGUGAUUCGUUAUUACAGUCAAGCCAGUUCAAGCAUACCCCCCAGGAAGCCAUUAAUGAAUUUAUCCGUCGUUAGUUGUAGAUUUCAGAUAUUCAUCUCUGCAUUCCUGCUUACGUAAUAAGCAGUGAAUUCACACGUGAGGUAGUUAUGAAAUUUCAACCCCCUCUUUUUUCUUGAAUUUUGAUGGAAAUGUCUUCACAGCAAUUCUGUUCAUUUCAAGUAAAAAAUUCACUGCUCAUUAUGCAUGCAGGAAUGCAGAUUUGAAUGUGGCAAUGACUAAUGGAUUCACUUUUCACAUAGUCGAUUUAUUAAUGGAAUCUUGUGGGGUAUACUUGACCUGGCUUGAUUGUAAACUGGACAUUUUGAUACUGGUAGUUAUACCAAUACCCUGUAUAUGUUGCAGUGUACAAUAUGUACAUUUAUGCUUGAAAAUAGCGGUAGAUAUGGCAACAGUGCUCUGGAUAAAAACCCACCAACUGUAAGGGAGGUUCUAACUAAAACUUAGCCAUCUAACAUACUGUUCCAUGUUUAAAUGCCGCAUUAUUCACAGUUCAUUCAAUCGCUCAUGAGGUUUUGAUUGUUGUCAUUGGAAAAACUUUAUGCUUGGGUUGAAAGAAUAUCAUUGAACUGGUUGUCAUUACAUCGAGAUUCUGCUCCAUACAAUUUACUGUAACUUAAGAUCGGACACAGAGUGUUGGUUGUUAAAUCAGGAAUAUUGUUAAAUUGACAAUGAUAAAAUCAGGUUCCACUGUAGUAGUUUACUUCUUACUGCCUUCACUUGAAAAUCUUACCAUCUUUUCUUCUUUGCCACAGAGCCAUGCCCCUGAAAGGAUGUACUCAUAUCAUGCUGGACCAAUCACUGGACUGGAUACUUCACCUGUAGCACAUUUUGUGGCCACAACAGGAGUAGAUCGUAAGUAACUAAUGACAAACAGACAUUGGUAUCUUCCCGGGGGGUUACUUUAGGAACUUUUGGGUGAGGAUGUGCCACUGGGACUCUGGAAUCUAUAGUCUAUACCAGAGCUUUUUCGGUAUGAUUAUAUGAAAUUUGAAGAUAAACUGACUGAGGAAUUGCUAAAGAUUGUCCAUUACAAUUUACAGACUUCAAUAAGUUUGUUUUCGAAAGACAUCAAGGUAGAGCAGUCUUUCAGCUCCUCAGAAAGUCUGUUCCACAAGCUUGCAGCACUGGCACUGCUGGCAGCACUGAACAUAAAUGAGCGCUGUCCGUAUAUUGUUUAAUUCUGGGGAACUUUAAGUUUGUUUUACUAGACUAUACUGAAUGAAAGCCAUUCCCUACAUAGCAGCACAUACCGAUAUAGCAUGCUCAUGGUAGAGCAUUCACCCGGACCCAAAUCCUGGCGUGAACAUUAUAUGUAUAUGUGAGUUGAGUUGGUUGCUGGUUCUCUUCCCUGCUCUGAGAGUUUUUUUUUCUGGGUACUCCACUUUUUCCUCACUCCUCAAAAACCAACACUUCCAAAUUACAUGUAUAGUUCGAUCUGGAACGAGCUCACACAUGUUCAAACAAGUUCUUUUAACUCUUAAGAGUUUCCUUCCCGUUGGGUAAACAAAUUACAAGACAUUUACUUUAGUUAUUACUAACACGUACUGUUAUUUUAUGUGGCAGAUACUGUGCGAGUGUAUGACUAUGUUUCCAAGACUCCCAUGUGUCAAGCAAAGUACAACUCAGGUGGCUCCAGCUUAUUAUGGGUACCUAAAGACGUAAGUGUUAAGCUAACUCAACCGGAAGACUGGGGAGAGGAACGGGAAGUAGAAUCCCAUACAUGUUUAGGGGAGGCCAGUCGUGAUUCUUGUUGCUGUUAUGUUGUUUAAUUCAUAAAACCUCUCAAAUACACUCAACUCCCUGUAUAUAAGACGGAUAGCCUUAGGAACAACACGGUGUCCGUCUUGGAGAAACGCCCGUCUUAAUGCGAGCCCGCAAUCCUAAUCUCCAGGGCCCGGUUCCUCGAAAGGUGGUUAAGUUUAACCCAGGAUUAAGCCAAAUUUUAAGCACAGUUUUCUCGUCUAAGAACGUGCAACUCGAGGUUACAAAGUACUGCUGAGCAUUUACUACGAGUUACAGUAAUGAUAACACAAAAUGUUACCCUAAGCAAUGCAUAGGAAUGUAAAAUGCAAAAACGGAAUAAGAUUUUAAUCCUGGAUUUAUGCUAAUCGGUCUUUCAGGAACCGGGCCCAGGUUGUUAUUACGCAAGCUCUCCGUUUGGAGUGGCGAGCGAAGCGAGGUGCGACAGAACGCGCGUGCGAGUGGCAAAGCUGCGAGGGGCGGAGCAAAGGAGAGCUCUCCUUUCUUUCCCUGCAUCUCGACCCACGUCUUCUUUCGCGUUGCACGUGACUUUUCACGAUAUCCCACAAAUAGAUACGAUAGUUUGUUUGCAGACAAUAAAUUUUGCAUACAUAUGCAUUUGAAUAAGACGAAAUCUUAAGGAAACGGUUCUCUUAUAAGAGUGACAUUACGUGACCUUCUAUAGCAAAACAGACUUACAAACUAAAAAGAACUAUCGCUUAUCCGUAUUUCAGGUUGAAACAACAGGUACCAAACUCUUGGCUGGUUUUGCUGAUGGUGUGGUUCGUCUACUGGCGUUAAAUAAGGUUGAUCCAUCACAGCUUCGGACGAAAAAGUCCAAGCAGAAGUUUGAGCUUAAUCUCGAACAAGUCUUCAAACCUCACACAAAAGCAGUUAACGUUAUGGCUAUUGAUGAGCAAGGCGAACUUCUGGCUACCGGGGUAAUUUUAGACCGUUUAAGAAGUAAAAGAAAAAAAACUAAACAGUAAAUCUGUCGUUCACACACACACCUUUGAGCAAAAUGUAAAUAGAAGUAAAAAAAAAUCUUUGUACUCUGAUGUAAAAUUUGUCCUUUUUGGGAGAACGUUAGAACAUUGGACGUAAUAUUUAGACGUCCUUGGAAAUCUUUCGCGUGUUUUUAGGUAUGUUCAAGUUUUUUUUUUCUCAGGAUAUGUCCACACGAAUCUAAACGAUAUUUAUCUGUUUAGGAAUUCAUCCACACUAGAAGUCGUUUUCGAUGAUCGUUUAUUAUUUCUUUAUUCACGCGUGGACGAAAAUCGUAAAUCUGACAUACAUUUGUGGUGGACAUUGCUUUAAAUCUUGGUUUUCCAACAAAAAGAGUACUAGUUAUGUAACAAUGAAGUAAUGUUACUGUCUUCCAUCUAUUUUUUUCCACUGACAUGGAGAUGUUAUUCUUUUCAGAGCAAUGACUGUACAGUGUUUUUCUUCACCGUUGGUGAUACUUACAAACCCGUUGGUUUUAUUGAAACUGCCUCCCCGGUUGUCGCCAUGGAAUGGUCGGAAAAGAAAGGAAAGGUGAAUUAUCUCGAUCUUUCGUCGCGGAGUUUAUAUAUCUAUAGUGUUUGUCUUAUAAAACAAUAAGUAUUUUAACACAGAUUAAGAUGGCGAAGGCGAAGACAAGAGAGUGUGUGUACGGUAGUAGCAAGUAAAGUCAGUAUGAAAUAAAUAAUACAUAAUUUGUGGAAGUUUAAUUAAAAGGAGAAAUGGUCGCCGCGUUUAUGCGUGCAAUUUUAAGUUAUUGCGAAAAGAAGCUUGAAAAAGAGGCGAUUUCCGAGCUCGAAAAUUCUCACUUUCAAAAUGAGACCAAGUGCAAAACCUUUCUGAUGAGAAUGAGUUUUAUUUACUUGAGAAUAAAAAUAAAAGUAUUUUCAUAUCGAAAGCUUUGCACUUAGCUUCACUUUGAAAUAGAGGCCUGGGCCUGUUAUAACUCGGAAAUGGCCUAUUGAAAUCGCAACUUCGUUCCCAGGUUCUCUGGAACGAGGUUGCGCAAAUCGUGUUAAUUCGCUACUCUAGAAACGAGAGAAACGAGAGGGAAACUCUCCCGAAUUAACUUUCGCAAAGACUUCUGGGAUUGUUACUAUGGACCGGCGCGUCCCCGGUAACGAUCCCAGAAACGAUUGCUUGAUGCAUUUCGGCUCCAGUUCCCUUUUCGUCUCUUAAGUGGUGAUGUCUUACACUUCCUCACCAGGUUCCGAAGGGCAUACUCGUCAGCUGUAAAGAUGGAACUGUACUUCAUGUGGAGGCUCCCGUGCCUGGCAAAUAUGAUACAAGUAAGACUUACCACCUACCCCUGACAAAUCUCAAGACCAAGGAGUACCACUUCACAAGUGUCAAGGAUAAACUCAGGGUAAGCGUUGUAGUCAAAGACAAUAGGCUGAUUUAGCAACAGGACGGGAACGUCAGUUGACGACGGCGCUCGCAAAUUAAACAACUGGCUUGACCAAUGGCAAAGCUGCAAAUUGGGCACUGGAAGUGGCGUUUAGUCCUUUUCGCGCGCUUUCCCGUUGUCAACUGACGUUCCCCUCGUGUUGCUAAAUCAGCCUAAUAGCAUUAAAAGAAGCGGCGCGGAAGGGGGCGUAGUGCGAGAUCAUUUCCUGAAUAGCUGUUAGUAAUCGACUCUACAAUUGUCACGUAAAAAGCGUGGCAGAACCAAGAGUGAGUGCUUCAACAGUGAACUCUCCCUAAGACAGCCGGGCACCUUUGGGGCCAGUAUCAAGUCUGUCUAACAGUGAUGUCCGUCUAUGGAGGGUCAAAUAAAGGGGUGUAAAGGAAGGUAGGGACCAAUUUCAGAUGUCCAUUUUACCGAGAUGUCCUUCUUGUAGGAAAGAGAGAGAGAGUCCACUGGACUAUUUCAGUUCACAAUUCUAGUAUGUAUGUGUCUAUUUUCUUGAGGUAAACAGAUUUUAAUGCUGACCUCAUAAAGUAAAAAUAAGUGCAAAGAAUGUUUGACCAAACCCGACCUUGACAUUUACUGAUCUUCAGAAAGCUGAAGAAGAAGCCCGAAAGGCCAAAGAAGAAGAAGAAAAGCGCAAGAAAAAGGAGGAGGAACGAGCCCGGCGGCGGGCGCGAGGCUUAGAAGAUGAAGAGGAACAAGAGGAAGAAGAGAAGAAGGAAGGUGAAGGAGAUGAAGAGGAACAGAAAGAGGGCGAGGAAACCGAGGAAGAACAACACCGCGAACCAGGAGAAAUCAUCAAAGGAUUUUAUUAUGGCAAGAAAGACAAAUUCUGGGUGUCUAUGGUAGGUCUUUUUAGUAGGAUGUUUGUUCAAUGUACAGCCACCGGCGCCUAUAACCAGGAGGGUGCAACUCCCAUACUUAGCUUAUGCAACGGCGUUUUCACAGAUCAAGUUAUUUUUAGCAUGAUUUUUGAGCACUUUUCCUCGCGAAAAUGGAAGUACCAUUCCAUCAUGCGUGCGCACCCAUAGUACGAUAAUCUUACAAAAAGAAAAAGUAAAUGCUAGCAAGACAUCAGAAAUACUUUUUUUUUUCUAGUCUCCAGUUUUUAAUGACUGAUUUAUAAGACUUAUUUGUUGUUCAAAAUUGGCGGGAAAAUGGAUUUAAAAAUAAACUGGUCUGUGAGAACGCCGUUGCAUGGGCACAAGGGAGUUGCUCACUCGCUACAGGUUAUGGCCUCCUGAUAGCCUUGAGUGGUGUUUAAUAAUCUCAACGUUCAUUUAAGAAAAAAUGUGCAGCAAAAUAGGAGAAGAGAAGCUUUCAAUUGAAUUCUCACCCUUAAUUAUCAUAUGCACAGCGAGUUUUACUAUACCACGCAAGAGUCCUGCUCACACAACUUUCAUUUUGGGACAUUUCUCAGGGCUCGAAAAAAGUUUGAAUUCCAGCUUGUCCUUUGGGCAAGCAGCUCUCACAGGUCCAUUGCUUCCUUACCUUAGCUAAUGAUUUAGUUACCAGAUGACUUACCGACUGGACCCUUGGACAAGUGAGGUUAAGAAGUUCCUUGCCAAAGAAGCAAAAUUUACUUGCCCUGGACGAUCACACGGGAAUUUUUUUCAAGCCCUGUUUAUCCCCAAAAUUUGCAGGAUGUGUGUCACAUAUCGACCAUUUUAGGCCGUGGUGGAGGCUGGGUCAGUGGUUUAUUGAAUUGCACCAUGGGACUGGUUUGACCAGUUCCUGCGUAACCUCCUAAUAGUCAAUAAAUAACAGUCCAUAGUGUAAUUGGAGACAACACUGACCCAGUCUCUGACGCAUCUCAAAAUGGCCGAUGAACCCCUUGCUCGCCUUGAGUGUCCAACAUGUUUCUUUCAUCCACUCAUAUUUUGUCUUGGUACGUUUAGUCAUAACCUUGUUAGUGCAUUUCUUUCUCACAGCUUCCAAUUUUCUUAUUUUUCUCUAUAACCACACAACACUCCUCUUAAUAAAUCUAUUUUAGACUCUCGAAUCCAAGUUAGGUGUAACGUUUAUUAACCUGACCGCUUCAGUUUUAAUCUGUGAGUAACUAACGGUAUUAGUGACCACAGAAAGGGAGACAAGGGGGGAGGGGAGGGGAGGAGUAGGGGAGGGGAAGAGAGAAAGACCGCGUAGGACUAGUCCUGGCUCCAUCGUUUCUUCCCCAGCAUUUAACAGUGAUUUUGUUUUAGGACUCAUCUUUUGAAAAAUUAUGAGUCCCAUUCCAGAACCGACAAGUCCCAGUUAAAAAAAAAAACGAGUCCGAAGCUUAAAAUGCUUGGGCCUUUAUGUAACCAAGCACUCCAAAACUCUGUAUUACAGUAUACUGAAAUUAAAAUAUAGUCCUUCUAUUUCAAAGCACAACAAAAGGGGCUAAAAGAAAUAUGCAUCGUUAAACAACAUCCAUAACUGCCACAGGAAUUACACGAACGGGAUAUUUCUACAAAUACACAUGUUCAGAUCAGUGGGUCGAUCUUUGCGUUCGUUCUACAGGGUGCAUGCCAUGAAUUGUUUUGCGUCUUUGAGGAUUUUUAUGCGUCAAAUACGCAGGACGCAAAGGUAACAAAAUCACUGGUUUAAGGAGCCUGUUUUGAAGUUCCUCUGAUCGUUGUGUUUUUGCAUUUUUAUUUCAGGGUGGGUGGGAUGCAGGGUACCUUUAUGAAUGUGAGUUUGAUGAAGGCAAAAAGCCCGCUCCCGCGGAAGGACAAGAAGACACAAGAGAUGAACCAAUCAGGUCUAUACCCGUGGACGGAAGUGACGAUAAACCAAUCAGAUCUGUGUGUUUUAGGUGGGUAGAUUAAGAAAGGUUUAGCAUUGCGCCAGGAGUGAUUUUGUAACUGCUUUGAUUUUAUAGCGCUAUGCUCAUUGAUUGUCGACAUAAUCACGCGCCAAUUUUACCAAACAAACAUAUAACUGUAGAAGCGUUAGUUUCUUUGGUAGAGCGCUGGCCUGCACAGCAGGAAGUCGCAGGCUAGAUUCUUAGGACCGGACCAACACUCAGGGCCUUAAAAUAACUGAGGAAGAAGCUACCGCCUUUGCCUCGCAAACAGAUGAACCAUCGCUUGGCUUGGAUGACUAUGUACAAUUGUCAAAAGCGGUGGCACCCACAAGGGGAAAUUUUAAACACGGUAUCUUCAAUAAGUGCUAUGUGCUAAAUACAUUGACACCGAAAGUAAAGAAGUAGUUGUUUUGUAUUAACUUCAAGCUGUUAAGGGGACUCGACCCAGGUAUUUUGUAGGGGUACCAUCCUACUUUGAAGCUCUCUGGUAUCCCCACCUUUAUUUUCAUCGUAAGUCUAACAUAUAGCAUGGAUAACAUAUAGAUCAAUCUACCAUAUAGCAUAAACUUUUUGGCGAUCGGAGUAAAUGUCACGUGGUUAUAGUGCCACGCCUCUUUGGGGUCUGAGUCGAAAUUUUGCUGUUGCCGGCAUUUUUUCGUAAAAAUCUCUCGGCUACAUAUAGUGUGCAUUAGUGCGUUGCGUUCAACAGAGUUUCACCAAAAUCGCGAAGACCCAACGCGAGAAAUUCAGCGGUUUCCAAAUUUAGGUCAAAUUUAACCCAUUUAGAAAGCAUCCCCUAUCUCUCCUUCCCCCUGAAAACUCAGCAUCUGUAACUUUAUUUUUCUUUUUGUUUCAGUCAUUCAGGUAAAUUCCUCCUCCUUGGAAUGGAAAAUGGCGUGGUCCGAAUUCACCCUUUGGACGGAAAGAAUGACUUCGAACAUUUAAGCUCUUACUGGGCACUCAACGUACAUGACAAUCAACAUGGCGCAGUCCGACACAUCAAGACGAGUUUCGAUGAUAAGUACGUCUUCACCGCCGGUAUGGAUGGCAACUUCUUCGUGUUUAAGUUCAUGGAUAAAGCUGUAAAAGGACUUAAAGUUCCACAUAAAGUGUCCAUUCCUUCGCCAAAGGUAAGAGUAGGAAGCUUAAGCAACGACGACGGCAAGGGCAACGAGAACGGCAAAAAACAAUAGGUUUAGAUUGGCAAAAGAACAACUUGCACGUGCAUCACGCUUUUUUGUACAUCAGUUUCUUUGCCUGCACGACUACGACGUGAAAAUGCUUAAUUUCACGUUUUGUGUAGGACGUAAACAGAAGACAACGACUUUCUUGAACUUCGCUACAGUCUUUUAGAAUUCAGCUUCAAUUUUGCCAACAUUUGGCGAAUUGAACGAGAUUGAACGAGAUGGAAUAAGUGCGAUAAAGUUUGAAGCAGCGCGAUUUCACUUUUCAAGUGACGUUUUCGUUGCCGUCUUCGUCGAUGUUCCUUAAGGUCCUUAUUAACCCUAAAAGAGACUUUGACACGCCUGUCUAGUUCAUUUGUUAGUUUUGCCAGUUACACGUCUUUCUUCGCAACGGAUCUUAACUUUAGUGAAGAAACAAAAUCACAACUUCAUUUCAAACAAAUAUGUCUACCGAGGAUUGUUGCAAACAACAAAAAUGAACUUUAAAGAACUGUUUGGUUAACAAGUUUUCAAAAACCAUAAAUGUCAUCCGUUUUAAUCUUCUUCAAAUUUGUACACCCACGCCUUCUUUAUGCUGUGUUAUUUUUACCUUCUUUUCAUAUUUUGAGCAGUUAUUUUAAUGUUUCACACUCAACCUGGGUGCAGUUUCCACUGUUCAUAGAAAUUCUCUUAGGUGUCACUCUCGUCAAAUAAAUUUUAUAUUUAAUAAAGCAUUUCUACUUCAAAAACAUAACUAAUUAUUUCUUAUUUCUUGUAUAAUAACUUGUUAGAAUUAAAGCUUACAUUUUGCCUUUUUCUUUCUGACCUUUUAGAAACUGAUAGGCGAAGAGGGUGAAGAGAUUGUCAAGAAAAUUGAUGAUAUCGAUGAUCCAAAUCACUACAGCAUCGAACUUGAAAAACAGAAAGCAGAACACGAUCGAAUGGUCAAAUUGGCCGAGGAGAAAAAACAGGUGAUUACUACAGCUGCUUUUUUGUGUUUCUUUGUGUUGUGUUUGUUGUUGUUGUUGAACUGCGAGUGUGAUGUUCUUCGAGUGCUCGCGCGAAUCGUUCCUGUGAUGAAAUUCUGUGAGGAUAUAGUCCUCUUGUUACCUACACCUGAAGAGAUGACAGUGUCAUUGCUAAUCGUGUUUGGUUGCACUAUCAUGGACCGUAACUGCACAAUUUACUCACUGAAUGACAGAAAGCAAUUGCAGGGAAAAAAAGACUUGUGUUGUUAGUUAGUACAAAAUGUCUAGAACCAGCAAUUGCAAUUGUUUCGGAAAGUGCGAAGGUGGAGCAAAAAGGCAAAUAGUGCACCCACUACUUAAUCCUCGCUUGUUUGCUGUCUCUCUCCCGAAUUUGCACCAGUGAGCCUGCUUGCAGUGGAACUCUUUCAUGUUGCCCAUUGCGGUUUUUGUCUCUUGCUUUAGUAUAAAUUUCUAAAAAUUAGUAUUCCUGUCAAGUUUUUAGUCACACUAGCUUCUAUACUUAGUAUUUUAGAUUUAGCAAGCUCAAAUGAACCAUAUUCUCUUAUUUUUCAGAAUAUCCGUCGCAAGAUAGUAAACCUAAGACGAGCAUUCAAGGAAUUAACGGUCAAGAAUCACAAGCUUCCUUCCCAUGUGCAACUGACGCAAGACGUAAGUAAUCAAAUUCCUGUAAGUUCUGAAGAUCAAUGUUCAAGAAACAGAUCAUGACACUAAUGUGGAUUUUCACAGUCGCGUACGCACGUAAAUUGUACUCGCGCAAAUUAGAGGCAAUGUAUGGAAGGUCGUGCGUAAACGGCCACGCAAUGCUCCCCGUCCCCACGCGUGGUGCAUGAUAUAUUUUCCUCUCGAAAUCACCGAUACCUCCCCCCUCCCCCCACCUCAAAAGUCGAAUGGUUGACCCCUAAAUUACGUACUAAAUAAAACAAGAAAACAAGACAAAAACAAGAAAAAUCUCUUUGUAACUACAAAUUUUUAUAUGAGGUUAAAUAAAUAUUUAUUUAACAGAGUUAACAACAAGGAGCGCGAGCGUGGUCAUCGGUCAGUCAGUCGUUUGGCUCAAGCGCGGUCAGCCUUGCUUGCAUCGUCUCCAUGUGCUCAGUACAGUGUUUUCGUGGCGGCCAUUCUCUUCGUUUAGCCUUUGGAUCAUUCUUUUACCCCCAUCCCUCCCACCCCUUAAUUCUUCCACUGUUAAAUCAGUGUGACGGGUGCCUGGUUCCAUUGGCGUGGGGGCUCAUGGCUGGAGGGCGCGGGUUUGACAGCAAUGGGGGCGUAACUCUGUCUAGGGGCUGGCUGUGCCAAAGGUGGAAGCCCCUGGACAUCCCGGGCACCCACCUUCACUCAGCGACGCAGUUGUUAAUUGGUGUUUUCCGAAUAAAAAUUUAUCGGUUGUAGAUGAUUUUGUCAUUUUGCCGUUUUUGUAAGUAAAGUAAAAGCGGUUAGUAUAUUUUUGAAGCAAGGCGGAUUUCAUUGUGGUUUCUGUCAUUUUCUAGGAAUUUGAAAUUGAUCCUGAUCUCAUCACAGAACAAAAAGCGGAGGUGGAAAAUAAGGUAGAAACUUAUCUUAUUAUUUUUAUUUUGUUACCUUAGUGAGCAAGAUGAUUGGAACGUUGAUUAUUGUUUUUGUUCAAAAUUUAUCUUGUUUAUUUCCAGAUUGCGCUCGUUCGAAAAGAGAUGGCUUGGGAAGCUGAGAAACACUCAAUUGGAUUGCGAAAACUACAGAAAAGGUAAGUGUAAAUUGUAGGCCCUUGUUUAUUCCGCAAGGGGUUGCUUACUCUUAAGGAACUACCCUUGCACACACAUCUUAUCAUAGAAUUCUUAAAAUAAUAGUCCCGAAAAGUAUUGAAAAGCAUUGAAAAGUUGACUUGCGUACGCUUUCCUGCCGUUGACACUCAUAACGAGUUUUUCUGGGCUCAUUGUCAUUGAGUUUGCUUGUUUAUAAAAGUUAACGCGUCCGUAACUGUCAUUAUCAUUCGAUGCAAAUUUUUCUUCCUUUUCAUUGGCCGAGAGCCCACCACGUGACCUGCAAAUAACUGCCUACAAAUAAUGGUCUGCUCGUGCGCAAUGUCGUCCAACUGUGCUUGGCUGCAAAUAAUAUUCUGUCCAUGUGUAAAUGAAACCACGCUUUUCUCCUUCUUACGAUCGCUCCUGCGUGAAAUCAAAAAACAAACUCCAUGACUGAAUUAUAAAACAAUUAUGAUUUCCCACGCUUGACACAAUUUCCCGUUUCCCUGCAGUUGGAACCAGAUUCAAGGCGUGCAUCGUACGGCUCUAAGCCUCGCUAGGUUUCAAAAAUGCAAACACUCGCACAGUUUGUGUGGGUUCCCCGAGUUCAAACCCAGUCUGCAGGCUCCAGAUUGUCGGCUGUCUCAAUGAUCUUUAUUCUGACAGUUUCCUUAAUAAGUGUUCCUGUACUGACCAGCAACGCGGAAGAUAAUGCGGCUGACUUUCAAGUUUCAUUUCUAUUCUCACGCAAAUCUCAAAGUACCAAAGUAUUUUAUAAGGAGGAAGGACAGCCGUGGUCAGGAAACAAUUUCUUUAUCUCUCGACAGAUUCAAAGAUGAAAUCGAGUGUGACCGCAUCGUUUUGCGCGCCUUUCUCACUCCUCAUCUGGUCGCCACUUUCCGAGCGUCCAAACCAGAUUAUCUUCACCAGUUACUACAGGAAGCGGAAGGGAAUGGAGAAGGCCCCGACGGGGGAGGACUGGGGAGAAAAAGCUUUUCAAGUGGCACUAAAAUCUCAGCUCAGGUAGGGAUGACGUCAAACUCGUUUGCAGGCUCCUCUCAUCUUCCUGUUUCUUGUAGCUUGAUAACCUUCUUCGUGGAUGUUACGCAAAAUUUGAAUUUGUUCGUAGUUUUCAUUUAGAGGAAAACUCGCCGCCGUAGAUCGAUUUGUUAUUCCGAAUUAAGUGAAACUGUGAAGUUUUGAGAAUUCGUCGCGAACGAAUGAAAAUGGGGCCAAGAACAUACGGUAUCUUACAAGGAACUGUUUUGUGUGGUGGAAAAUCGUCAAAGUUGGAAUUUCCUCCCUUAGGGAAAUAAACGGUACCACAUCUAGGUACCUCUAUAAACGUUUUAUCUAGGCGGAGUGGAUUUGCCGUUUGCUUAUUGAUUCCACAUCCCGACCUUAUUUUUUGUCAAGUUUCAGAGUAAUAGAGUGAAAAAAGGAUAGUCAUUUUUGUUAAAACUGUUGUUUUCUAUGUAGAUGAAGAGACGCCAGACUCAAGAAAAAAUAACUCUAAACCAGCAACAACAGCAACAAGCACCGACCUCGCAGGGCCAGCUGGGUAGUAAAGUGGCGAAUGCAUUAGCAAAAGCUGAGGCACGAAGACAAAAGAGACUUGCCAGACAAGCCGAGGUAUUUCAACGUGCCAACUAUUUUGUCCAAUCAUAGCAACCGUAAAUAGAGCAGUGAACAUCAUGCAAUCGAAAGCGCGGGAAAACAUGUGCCUGUCCAAAUGUUUAUAGGCACUGUUAGCAACAUAUAGUAUUUCAGCAGUGUACAUUACCUUCACUCUGUAUAUCUUUUGUCCAAUCAUAGCAAACGUGAAUAGAGCAAUAAACCAAUCAGAAUUCAAAGCAACAUGGUGCGAUCGAAAACGCGGGAAAACACGCAUUUGUCCAAAUGCUAGUCGUUGUCAUCAACAUACACUGUCUACAGUCACUGGAGCGGUUAAAUUUAGAGUCUGGAUUUAGAAUAAGGAUUUACUUACAAGAGCCUAUUUAAUGCUUCUGACACCUUUGUCGUUUUUUAGUUUGAAAAGAUGGCUGACAAGCAUUGAAAGCGUCAACUAUAAUACUGAACUUUUUUGGCUGUGUCUAUGACCUGUUUAAAAUUUAUUUGAUACCUUUUAGCCGCAUGAAUUUCUUCAAGACUUUUCUGUUAUUUUUGUUUUUUAGUGGAACGAAUUAUAUCGGAACAAGCCCGACGAAGGUUACCAGGAUCCGAAAGACGUGGCGGCAAUCAAAGAAGCGCGGGAAAAUAUGGGGGACUACAAACUGAAAACCGCUAAGGAUUACGUUGUUCCUGAAAGUCAAAGAGUGAAUGCAGAAAAGAAAAGAAUCCAGCUCUUGAACUUACUAGACCAGGUAAAUGUUGCCUUGUGGAAUUUCUUACUAAUAUGCUUGUGACACUAUCUGGUUCGCGUGAUGUUCUUCAUGUAACGAGCGUGUUUCGAAUUCUCGGAAUUAUUGGGCUAAAUCGGCUAUUUCGAGGUUCCACGUGAAAUUUCGUUUGUACUGUGUCAAAUUGCACUUAGUCAGGACAUAACCCCUAGAAUAUUGUUGCUACUUUCUCUAAGCCCAAAAUAGUAAACAUUUGAACAUUCUUGCAAAACAUACCCAAACUCAAACCAAAUGGCAAAGACGAAGCCAAACUGAAAACCGUGAUUCCAUUCUGUAUCGCAGAAAACCAGAGUGUAUGAAAUAGUUCUAGUACAAACAGUUGGUCUUGGGUGACAUUGGAGUGAAAUGUUUACGGAAAUAUCGAAGUACCUCUUUUGAAACUUAAUCAUGUACUUCGUUUCUUCAGAUUCACCAGUACAAGUUUGAAUUUAACCAGUCUUUCUUAGCGCUCCGAGAAAAGAAAGUGAAGAUUAUUAAAGAGGUAAGGAGACAUAUAAUCUCUCCCCUGUAAACUGAAUUUCCUUUCCUUAACUGAAAAUUGCAAACCAUUGCAAAGAUAAGGAUAAAUUCUCUAAGAACUGUGACUUUUUUUCAGAUGAAAGAAACCGUUGCCCAACUUGAGCAGGUACAGCGUAAAAUCGACCCGUACUCUAAAAGGACCAUUCCUAAAAUUCCCGAAAUGAUGCCCGACGAGUGCCCGGAGAGGUAGGUUUAUUUAAAGAGCCGUUCAAAUGAAGUCACGUCCGCCAUGUUGGUGUCCUAAGCCAGUCCCGUGGGAGUUUAACUCUUUUUUUGUGUAAACGCCUUCUUUUGUCGUAAAAGAUUUGCAUAGCUGUUUGCCACGUGAAUGAAAACGCUCUAUUGACUAGAAAGGUAUCAAUUCGGCGGACACAAACACAAAGCAGGGUGCAUGGGGCGAUUGCAAAGCGCGGGAACGCUCAAACGGGCCGGGGGCGGGAAAACUUGUUAUUAGAUCCGUUCCCCCCCCCCCACCAUCCCAAAAAAAAAAAACAAAACAAAACCAAAACCCAAAAACAAAAACAAUAAAAAAACAGAAAAUAAUGUUAAAGUGAAGGGACAUAUUCACCCGGAAAUUAAAAUUGUCCAUAUCUGAUUCUUUCAAUAACAUUUAGGGCAUGUGAUUUUCUAUUUUUGAUCUCAAAUGAGAGAAACAGCUAAGCAUUAUUACAAUAAUUAUCUUAAUCCUACCAGUCUUCUUUAAAAAAAGAAACCCUUCAAAUAUUUAGUCAACUUCUGCUGUGCAGUGUUUUUGAUGAUUGUCCCAGUCUCUUUCUUGGCAUAGUUCAUUGCAGUACGUGGUUGCGUGGCACUGGUCACACAUAAACAUGCAAGGGCUUCGUCUUCCGCAGUCUGCGCAUUCGAAAUCUUCUUCAUAAUCAUCACAUUCUUCCUGAAGCGCAGAAUGUUUACGCUUCCUGUCUGUAAUUUUCUGAUCGGUUUUCGCUUGCGUUUCCGCUAUCUCCACCUAAAGCGAUAAAGAUUUUAUUCACCCGCAAGUUUUUUCAGCUAGGAAAAAGGUUAGAAACUUGAAGAUAGUUUUCCCUCUCUGUGGUCAACAAAGCAAGCCAUUUCAGCAGUCAGUAUUCAAAGCAAACAAACACCUGUAGUAUAAAAUAUCAGAAAUGAUAACCGGUCAAGUCGCCCGAAGGUCUUCCUGCCCGAAAUGCUGAGCUAUAUCGCCCGAAAUUUUAACACGUGUACUACAAGGAGAAGUAAAGAUGAAUCAAAAGUGUUUGUAAUAUAUCUCGUUCUUUAAGCGAUGAUAGGAUGAAAAAAGUGGGAUGACUGUGUAACAUCUCAUUCUUUAAGUGAUGAUGAGGAUAAUUGUGUAAAAGGGAUGAUAGGAUGUUGUUGAGCAUGUGAUAAAAUUCCGGGCGACAUAACCCAUCAUUUCGGGCAACUUCUCAAAAUUUCGGGCGACUUGACCGAAAACCCCAAAAUUGGUGAGGGCUCUGAAAAUACUUUUAAGUAAGUUAUUAUUGCAUAUGUUUUGAUUAAUUGAAGUGGGUAUUUAGCCAGUCAAAAGGCUAGCAAAUACAAUAAAAAAACGAGCGCUAAAUCCUCACCUCCUGUUGUUGUUCAGCGCAUUUGACAGCUUCGCGGAGUUCCUUUUCUUGAUCGCGAAUCAAGGCUUCGAUGGUUUUUCCUGCGCUGCUGCAAACGUUUUUGACAGUUUCUUGGCUCCGUUCUCUUUCUUUUUCGAUCUGUUUUCUGAGGCGCUGUCUUUUCUUUUCAAUCCCGGCUUUUUCCUCAGUUAUCUUAGCCGCUGCGAUCACGGCGGCAGUUUGUAAAACAUUUACUUGGUAAUCCUUAACUAGACUUGACAUUUUCUCCUGGCAUGAAGUCAUCACAUCCCUUAAUUCUUCAAUUCUCGCCAGCAGAUCUUUCACCGGCAUUUUACUUUUUAGACUGAAAAUGAGGUUAAAACUUGUGCUGCGAGGUUUUUUGUUCAACUCGUGCCGGAAAGAAAUGUUUCCGUUUGAGUUUUGUUUACGGUUGCCAUGGAUUACGUUUUCAUUUACAUUGUUGACGAAAUUGCUGUCCUUUUGCGCGCGCGCACGUGCGGACUGAGUCCAGCAUCACUAAAUGUGAAGUAAAUAUAUAAGUUGAACGCUUUUAAUUUCGAAAUAUAUUUUGUUGUAUUGGCUGUUCUUCCUUCAUUUGUUGAAAAUCAGGACUUUUUUCAAACGUCGAGCGCCCUGAGAUCGUGCGCACGUUAGUUAAAACAUGUCCCAAGUUAAUUUUUAUCCUUUGAAAAUUUGUCUUAGCUUUGUUUUUCCCAUUUUCAGAGAAUUCAUGAGAAAAUACCUCUGACUUUUUCUCGGUAGAAAAUAGAGUUUUUUCCAAGUAAUGUGAGAUCUUCGGAUGUGUCUUCUCUUCUUUGAUCGUCAUCAGAAGGUUGUACGAAUGUUUGUGAUCUUUUCCGAUUUUGUCCGAACGUUUGCGAGAAAGAUGAGAAGAUAUUUCGAGUAUACAAAUAAGGUACGAAAAUGAUAACAAACGCAAAACGCAAACGUGAAUUGUUAUGAUAGGCUCAAAAAUCCCGCAGUACUUUCUCUGCCAAUCAACCUUUCUGCUAAUCCGAAGCGAAGAAACUUGCACACGUUUUCCCGCGCUUUUCUUCAGACCAGUAUUUCCUUCGAAUUCGAUUGGCUCAUUGGAUUGUCUCUCUCUGUGACUAUUGGCCAAAGUAAUUACUUUGGUUUUACUGCACCCAAUUGAAGAACUUUGCCCUCUUCACUUACAGGCGUCUUGAAUAUACACGUGACCAGCUGCUGGAGUUCAAGAAGCAAAUAGAUAACAAGGGCGGUCAAGGUCAAGGAGAAGAGCAAGGAGGAGGUUUUGGUGGAGGAUUCGGUGGAUUUGGUGGCGGGGGAGGGAAUGAGGUGAGUUAAAAUAUUUAAUUCUCUUUACUGCAUGCCAUACAGUGUUUAAUCAUCAAGGAGGUCUGUUCCUUGCAGAGAAAUUCGGGAGCUUGGCAAGUAUUAGUUCAAGCUGAAGGAAAGUACGGUCCGCGCUCAUUGUCAAUGAUCUAGCACUGACUAAGUAGAGUUCCUAGUUUUUAUCACAGUCUUUAUUUUGGCACAUUUUCAGUAAAUAAAAAUAAAAGAAGUAGAGAAUAAGCGGCGAAUAAAAAAGUGGUCCCUUCAGUUAUGUAUUUAGGGACAUGAGAGUUUGCACACUUUUGUAGUAUAGAAUCAUUCACCAGAUGUGUUUAAAAAACAAACAAAAAAGGUGAAACCGAACAGACGUAGAUGACACGAAGCGCCUUCUCCCGUCUACCUCAAAAUCAAUCUAAGGCUUACUCACGUGUCACUGCAUGUUUCAGCCCUCAAAACAUGUUCCUCAUGGCAGUAAACCAGGCACACAGCAAAGGGACCGAUCCAUCUCGUCUGUCUCUGUGCAUUCCUCUGGGAGACCCAAGUCCAGUUUGAGUACCUUAACGGACAAAGGAACCCCUGAGCCCGCGAUAGAAGAGGUCAGCGAGGAACCGUCUGCCUUGGAACAGGAGAUUGCAUACGAAGAACAAAUCAGGUUGGAAAACAGGAAAAAAGCGUUAUAAUGAAAUACUAAAACGGCUUCAAAUGCACGGUCUAUGAGGCUAGAAUUUCUUCUCUAUAUAGACUCAAGACUACUGUGUGGUACUGAAGUAGAAUAUAAUAAACAUUAUCAUAGGAAACUUAAACAUCUGUACCGUUUGUCGCACUUUGGGGUUUUUUCUACGGACACGGCAUUUGAAGUCACCUUCCCCUAUAAACCAUAUAUUUUUUAAAAGUGAAUGGAUUUGAACUAACAAAAACUAUAAAUCAUGUUCCACUCUUGACUUAAAUUAGAAUGAGCACAACACUCCCCGUGGAAAAAAAGCUCUAGCUUUAAAAUGAAAAGGAGUAUUAAAAUUCUAAUGAAGCAUAUCUUGAAAUGUUCUACAAUUCUAUGCCUUAAGGGUUGAGGAUUCAAUAGCGGGAAAAUCAAUCGUGGUUUAACUGGCCAUUGCGGUUAGCAAGUACUUAAGAAGCGUUUUUUUCCUUUAUUUCCGUGAGUAAAACGAGGAAUCGUCGGGAACAUUGACCUAAUUUUUCCCUUCCUCUUUUCUUCAGACUGCAAUAUGAACAAGAUGUUUUGAUAGACAAGAUCAACACUACACUGGAGAAGUUUGACGCUGAUCUUCGGUACUUGAGGCACGAAAAAAUGCAUCGAGAAGUGGCCGUUAAGUGUGCUGACUUGAGGUGAGACCCGUACGAUAAAUGUUUGGUUAGGGCGGGCUUAGCUAGUGGGAGAGAAAUAAAUAAUCCAAUUUGAUUGGCUAAUCGCUGCCUACGUAGAUGUCUUUUUCGCAGCUUUCAUCGCGGGAAAAGCUUCCACAGGUUGCAACCGCGGGAAAGCGCGCUACUUACGCUAAGUGCAGUAGAUAAGCCUUUACUGUUGGCUAAUCGCUGCCUAAGUAGAUAACUUGUACACCAGCGUCCAAAGCAGGAAAACCUGCGACAGGUUCCAAGGGCGGGAAUUUCGCGUCACUUACACUUAGUGUGGGAAAUGUGAAACUGAUGCGAAGCGCGCGAAAAAGGGCUUUCUACUUAGCUGAGUUGAGUUUUGAUUUAAAAAGCGAGGAUUGUAGCCAAGGGAAAAUAAAAGUUUACGCAUUCUGUUGAACAAAAUAAAGACUAAGUCCACUUUAUGUGAAUAUCUUCUCGGUUUAUAGAUUUUUCUGUACAUUUUUCUCGACAGGCAAGUUACUCUGUUUGAAGAGUUUAUGCUACUGAAGGAGUUCGAGAAAAGAGAAAAUAGCUUCGCAAACAAAGUGAACACAAAACUCAGUGAGAAAGACGAGAUGCAGGAGAAGGUGAGACAAAAGGAAUCCGUGGAAUUUGUGUUCUCAGUAAUGGGUGACAAUUUUUUUAACUCUGCUGAAAACCUAGUAGGCUUUCUGUAAGGUGUGAUGAUAUAAAUGCAUAGGUUAAAUGGGACUGCUCUCUCGUAACGAAACUCCCCGAGCACCGAGCACCGUGCGGCCCUAUUCUUGAAGACAAAUUUGAACCCGUCAAUCUCAGAAAUCAUACUGCAUCGCACACAGGGUACCCAAAGUAACAGCCCUGGGACAGGGGACCCAAAGUAGUGAAUUUCAAGAUUUUUGGUACCUGCGAUGACCUUGAAGUUUGUUUAGUCUUGCCAAAUGUGAUUGAAGGCAAUUAGAGAUAGAUACAAGUUUUGUCCAUGGUUUCAUGAGCAAACAUUACAGUUUCGUGGUUCCGCCUUUCUAUCGAUUUUUUAGGUAGAGGAUUGUCAAAUGAAACUUGAUUCCAAGAAACAAGACAUCGAGAAGCUUCAAGAACAGGAAAAAGCGCUGUACACAACUUUCUCGGCCGCGCUUGGCGAGAACAACAAGUUCGAGUCAUUCUUAACACGCGUUUUUAAGAAGAAGAUUAAGCGCGCGAAGAAGAAGGCUCAGGCCGAGGAAGGUUCGGAUGAGGAAAGCGACGAGGAGGACAGCGACGAAGAUUUGUCGUCAAGUGACGAAGAGGACUCGGAUGCCGAGGAGUUAGACGACAGUGUGUGUCCUCCUGGAUGUGACCAGGCGCUGUUUGAUCAGGUACUAUAUUAAGUUAGUAUCAUUUCCCUACAGCGCGCAUUCUCAGUGGUUAUUUCGAGGUCACGUAACCAGGACAUCGAAUCGUGAUAAAAGUGUUUCCCGCCAGAAGUCUUUAGGCGCGCAAAAUUGCAAAGCUCAUGACGUCAGAGAGUGGCAGUGUUGACGGUUGUUUUGAUGACCGCCGUUUCGAGCGGAUGAUGACCGCCGUUUCGAUGGGCAUUUGAUCAUAUUUACAUGUAUUUUGCACAAUAUAAAUAUUAAAUUAUUAUUAUUAACUAUUAUUUCCCUCUCAUAAACUGUCGUUACCAUUUUAAAGACACUUAGGAAAUUUUUGACCAGUCAUUGAUAGUGUUUUCUAAUAAGUAGAAAGAAGUUCACAACUCAGAAUCAAAACCGGGCCUUUUCUUAUGCUUAUCUCUCUCCCUGGCCACGACACUACCACACAGAGACGCCUAAAUUCCGAAAAAUUUAAGUACAUGAUAUGAUAAACUGUCUUUCAUAACUGAUACGCCUACAACAGGUGACCCUAGCCCUUCGUCUUUACUAAAAAUUUAACGUAAACUCAUCUUGGACUUAUGAACUUGCUCCUUCCAAAGCUACUUAAACUUUAUCCAAAGAAUAUAUUACUUCUGCCAUGACCAAAGGUCGUUGAAAAUGGCACCGUCGCCAGCUACGUGCAAGACAUUGUUUGAGUUGUGACUCAUUCAGAUUUUUUUUAAAAUUCACUUUUAAACUUUGUUUCUUCUUUGAAGGUUUGUCAACUUCGUGAGCGUCGGUUAGACCUGGAGGAAGAGUUAGCAGAAGAAAAGAAAACAAGCGAGUCGCUGAAAAAGGAAUAUGACGCCCUCGUCAAGAAAGCGAAGGUUAUCGACAGCGCGCUUAAAACGGCUGAAGCUGACUUGGAGGCUUUCCAGGUAAAGGCUAUCGCUAGCUACAUUAAAUAUCAUGAAAUGGAAAAUACACUAAUAUGGUCGGCUAAACCCAUUUUACUACAGUUCUUUGAAAUAAGUAAUAUAACGCUCACCGUAAUUGUUUAAGCACCGUCAAAGGGGCUGUGUCAUUGCUGUAUGGUUUAUUCGCAGGGGGCUCACACAAUCUGUCCAUGUUUGCUUUAUCUGUAGCGGUAUAUCGCUAAACAUGUCCAUGUAUCAAAGUUAAAUAAACGUUGUGUUACCUUACCUUUGAUAAGUUGUUCUCGUUUUGUCUGAGAAGUGGUAUUUUGAGCGAUUGUGACGGAUUUUGAGUUCGCUGUUCCUUAAAAUUCUUCAAAAUUGCUCAAAAUACCACGUCUCAGGCAAAAAGAGAACAAUUUACCGAAGGUAAGGUAACACAACGUUUAUUUAGCAUUGAUACAUGGCAUAUUUAACAAUUAUUCCUCGAGCCCGAAUGGGCUGUGAGUCAAUAGCCCAUUUGGCCGAAGGCCGAAUAUUGACUCAGAGGCCAUUCGGGCUCGAGGAAUAGUUGUUUUAGUAAAAUCCAACUAGUUCGUCAAAAAUAUCGAGACAAAAUAACUUUAGCCAGUUAAAGCUAGACUUUAAUCCUUUUUUUGCCGCCAAAAAGUCGGCGCUUUUCGCUACAAGUGGGCUAUAACAUAUAGCCUAGUAGUAGCUCAACCAAUCAGAACGCAGCAUUGAUAAUAGACCACUAGUUGGAUUUUACUAAUUAGCGAUAUACCGCUAUAGAUGAAGCAAACCGUAAAUACAGUACAUUUACCAUAUAAUUACAUCGGUUACCUUUGGUUCAUGUUCAGCUUAGGUGCGUUCAUUCACACCUUGUAGACCUUCUAUUUUCAUGCUUCAAAACUACGGUUUACACCAAUUUCAUUAUGCUUCAGCGUGAAAAGCAGCAGAAGCUAAACGAGUUGGAUGUGGUUGUUGUGCUAAGACUUCAUCAGAUCCAGUACAUGUUAAACAGCGCGCUACCUCAAGAUCUGUCCCAGUGUCUGGUUUUCAACAGCCCAGGGUUGGUCAGGCUGCAACACAGAAUUAAGGAACUGGAAAAAGAGAAAGCCGAACAAAAACGACUUUACAGGUAUCUUAAUGAUAAUGCAUCGCCAAGGGAGGUUUACGAUCUCUUCUCGCGCGCAGCGCGUGAACCGUGCGUGAAUUCCCGAGGCCUGCAAACUCGUGUGGCCCAUAUAUAUUUCUAUGUUUCUGUGUGAUAUAUCUGUUGGUAUCCGCAAUGAUGUCACCAAGCGACAAACUUGGUCCGUUGUUUAACUGUAUUUGCGGCCGUUUUGACGAUCAAGAAAUGUUUUAGCGGUACAUUUCGUCGGUAAAAGUAUUUUACAAGGAGCAUUGAAGCAAUUUGGAGCAGUAGCAUCAAUAUAAGAAAAUCGCGAUCAAAGAACAUUAAUUUGUUAGUGCGUCUCACUUCGCGAGGUUCUUGCGAUAAAAGUAUUUGUAGUACUGUACUAGUAAUAACCAAAGAUUGAGGAGUGCCGGCAGGCGGGACCGAUCGAAGGUCAAAACGCUUUUGCUCCAACUCUGUGCUGUGCGUUAGUUUCGUGCGAUAGGAGGUCCAAACGCGCGUGAUUGGAUUGCGUUCUUUGCAUUCCACUCAUUCAUAGUGGAAGUCCAAACGAAUAGUACCCUAAAGAUUUGGAUCGCGGGCUCCUCUGGUCGCGCGCAAUUACAUGUUUUAAAUGUUUUUGGCACAUUGCACGUCUCCCUUCAGGAGUGUGGUCUAUUUACUAAUAUGAGCUAUGAAAGCUCUGAUUGGUUAGUGACCGAAGACUGGUUAGUUACCAGUCUCUCUGUUGUGUUCAAACAGACCGAAAUUCUUAAUCCGAGAUUGUCUUGAGUUUCUUGGUAAUCUUUUAAGCUUAUAAGAAUACUAUGCUUACAAUCUCUUAUUUUCUUCAGGGAACAUCGCCAGACGCAUGUGCAGCUUAUCCGGGACAAGAAAGUACAGGAAGCCAAAGUAUGUUGAUCACAGGAUACCCAGUACCCUGACAUUCAGUAUUCUACAUGAUGAUUGUAUUUCAAACUUUAGACUAAUGGUUAUACUUGGUAAUGUCUCUGUUUGUAGAUCGGCGAGUUGGAGGAGAAAGUUCGUAAUAUGUUAAUGUUAAAGUUUGGCCGUCUUGUGGAUUUGGAGAAGCUUGAAACUGUAACAGUGAACAGAACUGUGGAGGAACUGAAGGAAAAGUUGCGACAACAGGAGUCUAAAAGCGCUGCCGAGAUCGCUAAAUGGAAUGUAAGUUAAAACUUGCCAUAGACUUACGAUAAUCUAUAAUACCGCGAAAUGGCAUAUGUGGACUAUCGUAGGAUCUAGGGCAGAUACGGCGAAAAAAGGUUUGAUUGUGGUUUCGCAGUUUCGAAUAUUUUGUGGUAUUAAUCAGCUGUAACAAAGAUUUAUUGCUUUCGGUAGUUGGCCUUUGGUGUUGAAUAUUUAGCAAUUUUUGGAUUCUGCUUUCGUAUGAUAUGAAGAAUUAUAUGCUGAUCCUCGGAGGGUGUUAUUCGCCUCGGCUUAUAACACUUCUCGGCGAUCUGCCUAUCUGUGAUACAGUGGGAUCUCGAGGAACUCAGUGGCAAGAUAUGCCCGCUAUAACGAGGGUUCUUUAUCGUGAUUCUUUUUCCAUACAUUUUGCUAUUACUAAGGCGAAGAAUGUUUGUCGUUAUACCGAGGGUUUUAUUGUAUAGAGACUGUGAUAGCGAGUAUCCUCUGUAGCCGCAGAACGCGGAAAAAUCUGGAUACAAUUUCAUUUUGACUUGCGGUACAAUAUUGCAUGGCAUGGCGAUCAGGUGGCGAUGGCAUUUUCAGGUUUUUUGCCGCGUUGUUAACGUAGCGAAUGCCCCCUUUACCACUGCUGGUUCGGGCCACAAUUUUUUACAUGCCAUGUGUUGCAAUUUCAGAGCAAGAUUGACUCGUACAAGAGCAACGUGACCCAGCUGACGCGUAAAAACACUCAGAGACUGGAUACAUACACUGUACUACUUCAGGAGAAGAAAGAACUUGAACAGAUGCUUAACUCACGACAGAAAUCACUGGUGAGUGUUUGAUAAUGGUCUUUAAAUCAAGAAAAAUUCAAACACUCGGAACUGCCAGCAAACUGAGUGAAACAUAAAAAUAGCUGCUCAAAAUAUUAGUUAAGGUAUAAAUAACACAGGAAAUACAAACGAAAGAACGGAUCGACAUAUUUUUUUUUAAAAAUUGUUCGUCUAACAAUUUUUCGAAGUUCAUUUUUGAAUGAGCUAGACACGUGACACGGCCUCAUAAAAUAUGAGCGCCAGCUAGUCCCGAUUAAUGGGGUUGAAAAAAAUCGCCCCAGCCGUCCUUUUCAUAUGAACACAUUGAGAUUGCUACGAAUGAAGUAGUGGAGAGAAGAAAUCUCGGAAUGGGACCCAGCCCGGUUGUCAUGGAGAAACCCUAACGUAGGUCACGACUGCUAUGUUUUCGUCUUUCUAGUGAUCUUCAGGCUUGAGAACGAGUGUGAUUUUUUGAAAGAGGGUCUGGAAAGGGAGGCCCUGAUCCCGUGGAGAAUCCCGCGUCCUGAACUUCCGUCCAUGCUCUCCUUUAUAUCGCUCUGUUUCCCAAUCCUGUAUCUUGGAAUCUUCAGGCGUGAUUACGAGUAUGAUCUUUUAAAAUAGGGUUUGGAAAGGGAGGCCCUGAUCCCGCGGAGAAUCCCGCGUCCCGAAAUUCCGUCAUUGCUCUCCCCAGUAUCGCUCUCUUUCCCAACCUCGUUGUUUUGGCGAAUCUCGUUUCCUGGGCAGCAGUCAAAUCCCGUAUCCCGUUAACGUUUCCCGAAUCCCGCACUGUAUUAUGGUCAAAUCCCGGAUCCCAGGAUGACUGUUCCAGACCCGGUUGAAAGUUAAGCACUGUCACGUUUUAAAAAUUUCUCUCUUUCCUCGUUUGCUAAUAGUCGAAACUAGACCUCAUGGAUAUUAAAAUGGUGACAAAAGUGAUUUUUUUUUUUAUUGCUAGUAAUCAUCAUCAUUUAUAAAUUUUUUCAUUCUUUUGCUUUUUUCUCGUUGUCAGGGAACCGAGUUUACCGGCAGCCGAAAAGCAGACAUACGGGAAAGACAGCGAUUGGUUCAGUUAGUGCAACUGCAAGCUCAAGAAAUAGACGCUCUAAAGGAUGAAAUAACACUUUUAUCACGCAAGGGGGGACAUAUUCUUCCUCCAGCUCAACCACCCCUCCCCCCUGGACAAACACCAAUACCGAAUCAGUAACUUAAAAUUGAUUGUUAUUGUAAAGCUAUAUUUAAGGGACAAACUCCUAGUUUUCGAGGAGGUUAUUCUUUUCGCGCGAGGUUUUAUACAUACUUUGUAAAUAUUGAAAAUGUGCCUUAGUAUUAUGCAGGAUUUUAAAGACCAUUUUGUGUCGUUU
Molecule: messenger RNA, 31699 nt
Organism: Porites lobata
Lineage: Eukaryota; Metazoa; Cnidaria; Anthozoa; Scleractinia; Poritidae
Source: the annotation of a GenBank genome assembly